AACCAGAACCCUUGAACCCAACUCUUUAUAUAUUCUUUAUUAUUGGAGCCACUUUUUAUACUAUACAUUUAGAUAUUCUUUUCUUUGUAAUUGCAAGCUACACUGUAUUGCUUUUCCUGGUGCCUUAGUAAAAUCCCUGUUACUCUUCUUCCAUCACCAACCACAAACCCAUUAUCCAACCACAUAUCCAAAUCUACACGCUCCUCCACGUUGUAAUGGCAGACAGUGUAGUUUCCUUUGUUUUGGAUCACUUAGCCCAGCUUGCGGCACGCGAAGCUGACUUGCUGUGUGGCGUGGAGGACAGGGUCCAAUCCCUCCAAUACGAACUUCAAAUGAUCAAAGAACUCCUCAAUAUCACAAAGAGAAAGCAGGGAAUGGAAUAUACUGUAUUGAAGCAAAUCAAAGAUGUGGCCCACUUAGCUGAGGAUGUCAUCGACACAUUCGUAGCCAAAGUUUCCAUUUACAGGAGGAGAACCAUUCUGGGGAGGAUGCUCCGUGGCUUUGGCCAAGUAAGGUUGCGCCGCCACGUGGCCGACAAAAUAGACAAGCUCAAAACCAUUCUCAACGAGAUACACGACAACAAGGACAAAUAUGAUGCUUUCAAAGAAACUACUAAUCAAUCUGCAGCAGAAGAGGAGGAGAAGGAAAGGUUGCAAUCGCUGCACAAGCUUAGAAGAGAUGUGGAGGAAGAACAUGUGGUUGGCUUUGUCCAUGACUCCAAAGAUGUCGCUAAGCGACUCCUGGGAGGUGGUUCAAAUCGUAAAGUUAUCUCUAUUGUUGGCAUGGGGGGAUUGGGGAAGACUACCCUUGCCCGAAAGGUCUAUAAUAGUAGCCAGGUGAUGAACCACUUCGAUUGUCGCGUGUGGGUUUAUGUCUCACACGAGUGCAGAGUUAAGGAGCUUUUGCUUGGUCUUCUUAAGCAUUUGAUGCCAAAUUUUGAACAACAACGUAGGGGCAAUAAGAAAGCUAAGAAAAACGCUGAAGACGUUUACAACCUGAGUGAGGAGGAGCUGAAGAAACAGGUGAAGAACUGCUUGGAGAGGAAAAGGUAUCUUGUGGUGGCAGAUGACUUGUGGAGUUGGGGGGAUUGGGAUGAGGUGCAAGAUGCUUUUCCGGACAACAACAGAGGCAGUAGAAUAUUGAUCACUAGUCGUUUGAAAGAGGUGGCCUUGCAUGCUGGUGAUGAUGUUCCUCAUUAUCUUCAAUUCCUGAGUGAAGAAGAAAGUUGGGAGUUGUUUUGCAGGAAAGUGUUUAGGGGUGAAAACUGCCCUUCUGGUUUGGAGACCCUGGGAAAACAGAUGGUUCAAAGUUGUCGUGGUUUGCCGCUCUCCAUCAUUGUCUUAGGAGGAUUGUUAGCCAACAAGGAAAAGUCAGAUAGAGAAUGGUCUAAAGUAGUAGGUCAUGUUAAUUGGUAUCUGACUCGAGAUGAGACACAAGUAAAGGAUAUAGUUCUCAAGCUCAGCUAUGACAACUUACCAAGGAGACUAAAACCAUGUUUUCUUUAUCUUGGGUUAUUUCCUGAAGAUUUUGAAAUACCUGUUACGCCAUUAUUGCAAAAAUGGGUUGCGGAAGGUUUUAUUCAAGAUACAGGAGAUAGAGACCCAGAUGAUGUUGCGGAAGACUACUUGUACGAGCUCAUCGAUCGUAGUUUGGUCCAGGUAGCAAAAGUGAAGUUUAAUGGAGGUUUGAAGAGGUGUCAGGUUCAUGAUCUUCUUCGAGAUCUUUGCAUAUCAGAGAGCAAAGAGGACAAAGUGUUUGAAGUUUGCACAGACAAUAACAUUUUAAUCCCUACAAAACCUCGCAGACUGUCCAUUCACAGUGAUAUGGCUCACUACAUUUCUUCAAGCGACAAUGACCAUUCAUGUAUUCGUUCUUUGUUUUUCUUCGCGCCAAGUUAUGAAGUUCGUGGGAGAGAGUGGAAAUGGCUUUUGGACGACUUCAAAUUGGUUCGAGUGUUAGAGUUUGGACUUAACAGGUGUCAAAAGAUCCCUUCCAAUUUAGGGAACUUCAUCCACAUAAGGUACUUGAGAAUAGACUCGAUGCUUGCUGUAUUUGUUCCUGAUUCAAUACUUAACCUUUGGAAUCUACAAACCAUAAAGCUAAGUAUUUCGGUUUAUCUGACUGCAAUUGAGAGUCCAAUUUCUUUUCCGGUUGAAAUGUGGAAACUCAAACAUUUAAGACAUUUGAAUGCAUCAGAGCCUAUCAAGUUGCGAGGAAGUUGUUCAAAAUCAGACGAGAAGAUGUGGAAUCUUCAAACCAUAUCUACCAUUUUACUCAAUAAGCAAUCGACAUCUCUAAUAAAGAAAGGAACAUUCCCCAAUAUUAAGAGGAUGGGCUUGCGCGUGGAAGAAAAUGGAUAUGAAGGUGAAUUACCUAAUGUAUUGCAACACCUACAACAAUUAAAGCAUUUGAAUAAAUUAGUGAUUUUUUUCGGAGUUUGGUCUGAUCGGACGGGGAAAGAACAGAUUCAAAGCCUGGGACAAUUCAAUUGUCUAACUUUCUUAAUGAUUAAUAAUGUUUCAAAACUUCUAACCUCUGAGCUCAUAUUUCCUCCAAACAUUACAGAGUUAAUGUUAACUGGGAUUAGGUGCAUUACUGAUGAGGGGAUUAAUGGUUUGGGAAAUCACUUCAAACUCAAAAUUUUGAGUCUUUGGGGAUCUAUGGGUCAGAUUGAGGAUUCUGUUGACCUCAACUGUGCUGAUGGCAGCUUUCCACAACUCGAAGUGUUGCAAAUGAGAUUUAUACGACUUCGAAAGUGGGAAUUAGGCAAUGGUGCAAUGCAAAAGCUUCAACAUGUGCUUAUCCACAGAUGUCAACCAUUAGAUAAUCUCCCAACUCAACUCUGUUCUUUGAAUGGAUUGAAAAAAGUGCAUAUAACGGAUUCGGUCUCAAAACAAAUGACUCACAUUUUAGGAAUUUUAGAAACAAAUAAUGGAGUUCAAAUUGAUAGAGGAGAUCAUCUAUCUCGGGUUGAGAAUGAUGGGGAUACUUUUGAUAUUAUCUAGAAAUGUGAGAUUUAUGGAUGUAUUUUAUAUACUAUGAAAUAUUAAU
Messenger RNA from Vigna angularis (adzuki bean), 3051 nucleotides. RefSeq names its product disease resistance protein RPP13-like. Gene Ontology annotation, molecular function: ADP binding. Bases 216 to 3005 code for a protein of 929 amino acids. Lineage: Eukaryota; Viridiplantae; Streptophyta; Magnoliopsida; Fabales; Fabaceae. The transcript has a single exon. Gene Ontology annotation, biological process: defense response to other organism. The record is from RefSeq and is a predicted model, not a curated record.